This is a messenger RNA of Saccharomyces kudriavzevii IFO 1802, 1023 nucleotides long. It is a transcript of the gene SED5, whose product is annotated as t-SNARE syntaxin. The transcript has a single exon. Gene Ontology annotation, cellular component: endomembrane system; Golgi membrane; SNARE complex. Gene Ontology annotation, biological process: vesicle fusion; intracellular protein transport; endoplasmic reticulum to Golgi vesicle-mediated transport. Gene Ontology annotation, molecular function: SNARE binding; SNAP receptor activity. Bases 1 to 1023 code for a protein of 340 amino acids. Lineage: Eukaryota; Fungi; Ascomycota; Saccharomycetes; Saccharomycetales; Saccharomycetaceae. The record is from RefSeq and is a predicted model, not a curated record.
AUGAAUAUAAAGGAUAGAACUUCAGAAUUUCAACAAAGUGUGUUGAGCUACAAGAAGAGAAAUAAAAACUUUAAGGAGCAGCAGAGAGAACGUCUUCAAGAGCAGCAAAACGGCAACUCCACUAAGAGUACAGCUGGCAAUGGGAAAAACGUAUCUGAGUUCCAAAAAAGGGCUUCUGGCAUAGCCCAUGAAAUUUCAUCCACUGCUCAAUUAUUAUCCAAAUUGGCGGUUCUAGCCAAGAGGAAACCAAUGUUCAACGAUAACCCCAUCGAGAUUGCUGAGCUGUCGUUUUUGAUCAAACGAAAGAUUUAUGCCAUCGAACAAAGUUUAGUACAGUUAAGUCAACUUAAGAAAACCGACGCGAAUGGCAAUGCAUUAAGUCAAUCUUCUAAUCAGCCCAGUGCCGUACAGCACUCCAAAAACGUCGUUAAUCUUCUGAACACCCAAAUGAAAAACAUAUCAGGAAAUUUCAAGGAUGUAUUGGAGGAAAGACAGCGAUUGGAAAUGGCAAACAAAGACAGAUGGCAAAAAUUAUCCACUGACACAGAGCAUACACAAGAAGAUGAGCAUACUCAAAACACUAACACCGUGGAUUUGACCACCUACAACAACUCCAACCCGUUCAUGACCUCAUUACUAGAGGAAUCCUCACAAAAGAAUAAUGGCUCGUCCAAUCAAGGUGAACUUUCUUUCCCUCAAAACGAUUCUCAAUUAAUGUUGAUGGAGGAGGGACAACUGUCUAAUAACGUAUAUCUGCAAGAGAGAAACAGAGCUGUGGAGACAAUAGAGUCCACAAUCCAGGAAGUGGGAAAUCUUUUUCAACAGCUGGCCUCCAUGGUUCAAGAGCAAGGCGAAGUCAUCCAGAGAAUUGAUGCUAAUGUAGACGACAUCGAUUUGAACAUCAGCGGUGCCCAAAGAGAACUGUUGAAAUACUUUGACAGAAUAAAAAGUAACAGAUGGUUAGCCGCGAAGAUAUUCUUCGUCAUCUUUGUAUUCUUCCUGAUUUGGAUUUUAGUCAAUUAA